AUGGUCGCGGACGACCCGUUCCAUGAGCCUUCGAGUGAGGCCGAGCGCAAAAUCGCCACCCCCAUCUUGCGGAUCACAAGCGAGGCCGACCUGGACGGACCCACACCUCCUCCAGCUGCUGUGGUGGCUGAUACGUCCGGCCCUAGAACCCCGCGAAGAGUACAAUGGUCUUCGGAUCACAUUGUCAAUCUCCCUCUGGAACCGCUGGAAGCAACGUCCACCCACGAGUCACUCAGCCACUCCAACCUGAGCGAGGUGAAUGAUGCGCUGGAGCGAUUCCGCCACCGCCGCGACAUGAGCGCAUCUAGCGCCCCCUCCUCGUCUAGCGAUCACCAGCGACAUAUACACCACGACGAGGACUAUGAUUACCGCCUCGACCGGCCAGACGAGGACGGCGAUGAGGAACGGCGGUACGAGGACAAGUUGCUCGGUGAGGGCAUCAACGACCAUAUUGGGCAGUACGUCGCGCCUGGCGAGACGGACGGACUACCCUCUCCUCCACAGAAGAUGGAGGGCGAACCUCGUCAUACGAAUACGUGGAGUGUGCUCAGGCGGCGCGUUCUGCGGGGUAGCGUUCGACAAACGGAGGGUAGGCACGGGAUGAUGGGACGGAACUCCCGCGGCGAGGGAGAGGCCCAACGCGAGAGCGGACGCUCGAGUGAUGAGGAGACCGAUAUUACACCGUUGAAUGACCGGAGUAAGCAGGGGAAUGACAAGGUCCCGAUCCCAGGAUCAGUCCUGUCGUCCCUCCUCGCACUUUAUGGGCGACACACCGAUUCGGGCCUGUCAAGCCACGCCACGACCGACGAUAACACCCCGAUCCCGAGCGAUGACAGUGACCCCGAAUCCAGAGCCCCCUCGCGGAGAUCUCACGAGGGGAACGGCUCGACCCGCUCACCAACAAGCCGGGGAUUCAAGGGCAAAUUUCAGCGCACAGCGCACACGUUGAUGAGUGACCGACCCAAGGCUGCGCGCUCUGAUGCGGGGGUGUUUGGCGCGCUUGUCGGUGCGACUGGCGGUUUGGCGGCCAGCGCGGCGCCCAACUCGACCACCCUGGUUCCGGCUGCCAAACGCUCCGGAUACCAUGUCACGCGAUACAGUUUACCUGGUACUCCGCAUCAUUUGAGCCCGCCACGCACGCCAAGUGGGUCGCGCCCAUCAAGUCUGUUCUCGAAUACGGUGGUCAUGGACGACAGGCCAGAGCUUUCAUCGAGGAGCACGGACAACUUGGUCAUGAUGGAGAAGAGCAAGAGCAGCCAGUCGCUCAAGGACGGAAUGCUGAAUGCGGCCCACAAGUGGAUCAAGACGCCGGCUGGGUUACGCACACCCACCGAGGAGGAGCGCAGACGCAAGGAGUGGGAGGGGGAGAAGCGGCGGCGAAAAAAGGCCAAAGAACGGCGCAGGAAACAGGAAGUGUUUAUCGUUCAGCACGUGGCUGAGAUAUUGGCACGGCAACAGUUCCUCCUCAAGCUCGCUCGCGCGCUCAUGAUGUUUGGCAGCCCAACCCACCGCCUCGAAACGCAGAUCCAGGCGACGGCACGCGUGUUGGAGAUGAACGUCCAGGUCGUGUAUUUGCCCGGCACGAUGCUGGUCUCGUUUGGCGACGACGCAACGCAUACCUCGGAAACCAAGUUUUUGAAACAAACAACCGGCCUCGACUUGGGCAAGUUACACGUCGUCCACGGGGUAUACUGGAACGUCGUGCACGAUCGCUGUAAUGUCGAGGACGCAAGUCGUGACCUCGACGCACUCAUGCUCAGCAAGCCCCAGUAUUCGGGAUGGCAGAUUGUCAUCAUCUCGAUGAUGUGUUCGGCGUUUAUCGCCGUGCCGGCAUUCAACGCCAGUUUUAUCGAUGCGCUCAUCUGCGCUGCGCUCGGUGGAAUUCUUGCCCUCGUCCAAAUGCUCGCGGCCAUGAACGACAUGUUCAGCAACGUCUUUGAGAUUGUCAUUGCCACGCUGAUUAGUUUUGUGGCUGCAGUGCUUUCCGACACGAACAAGUUUUGCUAUACUGCCCUCGUGUCUGGUGGUGUCGUCCUCAUUUUACCGGGUUUCAUUGUCCUCACCGGCGCGCUCGAGCUCGCGUCCCGCAACAUGACGGCGGGAUCGGUCCGCAUCGGUUACGCAGUCAUAUACUCGCUCUUCCUUGGAUUCGGUAUCUCGAUGGGCGGCGAGAUCUACUUUCGGAUCAGGCAUAGGGGGAUCAAGAACGCCGCCGACUAUACGUGCGAGGCGACCCAUGUUGCCGGUGCACCAUGGUACAUGUCCACGCCGAGUGGAUAUUGGCAAUUCCUCUGCGUUCCAAUGUACGCUCUCUGUCUGUCGCUGCGUAAUGGUCAACCGCUAUUGCGCAAGGAGACGCUCGUGAUGAUGGUGGUGGCCAGUGCCGGGUGGAGUGCAAACCGGUUCACCAUGCCCGUGUUCGAGAAUCGCGCAGACAUUACGUCGGCCAUAGGCUCGUUCUGUGUCGGCAUCAUCGGUAACGUGUACGGCCGGUUCAACCACGGCUCAAGUUUCCCCGUCAUGGUCACGGGCAUCCUCAUGCAGCUGCCCUCUGGUUUAUCGCAGGGCGGCCUGUUCUCGUUUGCGGCGGCCGGUCAGGCAAUCAGUGAGAGUAAUGGCACGACGGGGACCACGACGGCUCAGUACUCCCAAGGCUUCCAAGUCGCUGAGCAGCUCGUAUCCGUCUCAAUCGGCCUCACUGUCGGUCUAUUCGUCGCAGCGGUCGUGACGCACCCUCUCGGCGGCAGUCGGCGCCGCGGCGGGGGCAUCUUCUCCUUCUAA
This is a messenger RNA of Cutaneotrichosporon cavernicola, 2781 nucleotides long. RefSeq lists its product as uncharacterized. Bases 1 to 2781 code for a protein of 926 amino acids. The record is from RefSeq and is a predicted model, not a curated record. NCBI's taxonomy places the organism in Eukaryota, Fungi, Basidiomycota, Tremellomycetes, Trichosporonales, Trichosporonaceae. Gene Ontology annotation, molecular function: transmembrane transporter activity. Gene Ontology annotation, biological process: transmembrane transport. The transcript is spliced from 3 exons.